ACGGUCAGUAAGGUGUCGUAAGCAGCUGUUAUCUUCUCAUGGUGGCUUGCGCUCCUCACUCAUGCAGUCAUGAGUCCGGUCUCCGAGGAAAGUAUAAACGAAGUAUAUAGUCAGCUGUUCGGUGCACAGCUCUCUGACAGUUGGCCAAUGCUCGUCGCCCAACGAAGCGCGUUCACUGACUCACAAUAAAAUUAUUAUUACUAAGUAUGUGAUCGAGCUUUUACCUGAAUUAUAGUUGUUAUCAAUUUGUGCUUUGUGAAUCAUGGAUACCGCAACAGCUGUGUUCGUUCUCAUCGCAAUAUUUCAAGAUUCAAUGCUAUCACGGGCCGAGGACUUCGGAUACGACGGCAGUAUAGGUCCUACUUUUUGGGGCGACACAUACAGAGAGUGCAGAGGAAAACAUCAGAGUCCCAUUAAUAUAAAUGUGCUGCGAGUGAAGCAGGUGGCGCUACCCGACAUCGUGUUUAUCGGCUUCGACGACCCCAUAGACAACGUGCAUGUCACUAACAAUGGGCACACAGUAUUAAUAGAAGUGGAGAAUGAGCCUCACCCGCGUGUAAGCGGCGGUCCGCUAGAUGGCGCCUACGUGUUUAGUCAAAUGCACUUCCACUGGGGCGACAACGACACCUUCGGCUCCGAAGAUAAAAUAAAUCACAGGAGUUUUCCGAUGGAGCUUCAUAUGGUUUUCUACAAGGAAGAAUACAAGACUGUGAAAGAGGCUGUUACUCACACAGACGGGCUGACAGUAUUGGCGUUCUUUUAUGAGUUGGACCGACAUCAACACCCAGCAUACGACGACAUAACGUCAGCUCUUGGCAACGUCACGGAGCCACAUUCGAGCGUGAUCAUGAGUAAUCCGUUCUCCAUCCUCAACAUCCUGCCCUAUGACCUGAGGAGAUACUUCACGUACAGGGGCUCUCUCACCACCCCUCCGUGUUCCGAAGUAGUCAUCUGGUUGGACUUUGAACAACCAAUUCGAUUGACACAUGAACAGAUAGAAGUGUUCAGAGAACUUAGAUCGGCCAAUGGUAAGAUUCGUCACAACUUCCGCCCGAUCCAGCCGAUAGGGGACCGGACGGUCUUCUACAACAUUGACAGCAAUUACUUCACGUACAACGAAAUUGAUGACCCCGGUCAUGAACCCGAAUGGCCUUCGAAGAGAACUAGAAAAAAUAGCUGUGGAUCAAAUAGAAAUAAUAUUUACAUUAGUUUUAGCAUCAUGUUACUAUUAGUUUACUUAUAAAUUUUAGCAUUAAUUGAAUAUUA
Leptidea sinapis is the source of this 1266-nucleotide messenger RNA. Its product is annotated as putative carbonic anhydrase 3. Gene Ontology annotation, molecular function: carbonate dehydratase activity; zinc ion binding. The coding region runs from base 263 to 1243 and encodes 326 amino acids. Lineage: Eukaryota; Metazoa; Arthropoda; Insecta; Lepidoptera; Pieridae. The transcript is spliced from 7 exons. Gene Ontology annotation, cellular component: cytoplasm. The record is from RefSeq and is a predicted model, not a curated record.